AUGCUCCUUGGCUACCCCGAUGGAAACAAUGACACAAACCGUUCGCCAGAGCAACAGUCCGAUGUCCUCGGGACUACACAGCUAUACAAUGUGUCAAACUUCAUGCGAGUCGCCGCUUCAGGAGAUCUAGACAGGCUGGAAACCUUUCUAGAUUCAGGCUUGGAGAUUGAGGCGAGGGCAGAGGACCAAUCCACAGUCUUGCACUGCGCCGCUAGAGCUGGCCAAGCCGCGGCAGUCAAUCAUCUUCUUACGAAAGGAGCAAGUGUGAACGUAAGGAACGGCAAUCGUAGGCUACCGAUGCAUGAGGCUAUUCUGAGUAACAGUCCGGAGACACUGAAGUGUUUCCUUGAGCGCAUGACGCAGAAAGAUCUUCAUGCUUCGGAAAAGGAAAUUGAAAGCUACUUGGCACGAUCGGGCAAUCCUGAUGUUAUUGACGUAUACAUAGUGCGAUUGGGAAGCGAUUUCACCCAAAGAGAUGUCUCGAAGAAAAUCAGCUUCGCAGUACGUACCGGUCACUACUCGCUCGUUACCGCCUUGCUGGAUGAUCCAGACGUCAAUGGAAACGAUAUAAUUACGCAUAACUGGCCGAGAUUCGCCCCGAUACAUCUAGCAGCUAUGCUCGGACGAACAAAAGUUAUGGAUUGCCUCAUCGCUUGCGAUAGCAUCAGUGUUAACUUGAGAGAUAGCAUCUCUAGACAAGCGCUGCACAUAGCCGCUUUAUACGGACACAAAGCUAUCGUGAAGCAGCUGAUUGGGCAUUCGAGUGUUGAUAUCAGUCAUCAAGACGAGCGCGGGAGGACUCCUCUACACUUUGCAGCCUCCAAUGGACACUAUGCAAUCGUAGCGCAGUUGAUCCGCCAUCCAGGCGUUAACGUCAAUUGUCAAGACAAAGAAGCGGCCAAACCCAUACACUAUGCAGCCUCUAAUGGACACUGGGAAGCAGCUUCUUUGCUUCUCAAACACUCGGAGUCGAUGGAAGACGGUCGUUGCAGAUCAUCUGAUGUCCCACCAAUAAGUCUCACGUUCACCAAAGAAGGUUUCCUUCGCACACUUCUUGAGCAUCCAGACUUUGGAGGCCCGAACGAAAUCCUGCCCGGAACGCAUAACACUAUUCUUCAUGUCGCUGCUAGAAAGGGCGACCGCGAAGUCAUCGAAGACCUGCUAGCUUAUCCAGACAUCGACGUGGACGUACGCGAAGGAUAUGGCCUUACUCCUCUGAUGACUGCUGCCAAACACGGCAAACUGGAAGCAGUGAGAUCAAUCCUCCAACACAAAGACAUCGAUGUAAACCAGACGGACGAUUCUCAGAGGCCAUGGACGGCGUUGCAAUGGGCAAAACAAAAGAAGCACCACAAGAUCGUCGAUCUCCUCCUCUCCCAUGGCGCCAUCGCCCAUACCGCCAACGCACCAAGAACCGUACCAUCAAUCGCACACAUCGACAACUCGCAAGGCACCACUUUGCAACCUGACCACGAAACUCACUUCGAUUCGUUCGACGACCUUAUGGACGGCGCACCAACCGAAGCUUGGGAAGAUUUUCUUGCCAUGGAGGAAGGAAUGGAGGAAUGA
Molecule: messenger RNA, 1569 nt
Organism: Alternaria ventricosa
Lineage: Eukaryota; Fungi; Ascomycota; Dothideomycetes; Pleosporales; Pleosporaceae
Exons: 1
Coding region: 1-1569 (522 amino acids)
Molecular function (GO): protein binding
Source: RefSeq, a predicted model, not a curated record